This is a messenger RNA of Oldenlandia corymbosa var. corymbosa, 588 nucleotides long. The record is from the annotation of a GenBank genome assembly. NCBI's taxonomy places the organism in Eukaryota, Viridiplantae, Streptophyta, Magnoliopsida, Gentianales, Rubiaceae.
AUGAUAUAUUUAAUAGUUUUGAUUUUUAACAGAAUGGAAAACUUUCGAUCGCCGUUUCGGAAGAAUUCAGCUGACACCAGCAGUUCCGAUGACGCCGCCGCCGCCGCCCAAGACGGAAAACACGAGCUGGUGCGGACGAGGGUCGGUGGUAUCUUGGAGGUUCCGGUGGCGGCGCGGUGGUUGGGUAAGGCGGCUGCAUGGGGGAAGGAUAAUGGUGAGCAGAGGAAGCCCGGUAAGUUGUUACUGAAUGUGAAUAUAGAGAACAGUGUUGGGGCGGUUCAGGUGGUGAUGUUGCCGGAAAACACCGUGCAUGACCUGAAAAAGGCGGUGGUGGAGAUUUAUGUUAGAGAGAAGAGGCGUCCCUUUUUGGCUUGUUCGGAUCCUCGUUGUUUUGUGCUUCAUUACUCGCCCUUUAGUCUAGAAGGGUUGAAGCCGGAAGAGAAACUCAAGAACCUUGGAUCACGCAACUUCUUUUUGUGUCAAAAACCUGGCAUUUCCAUCGACAAACAACCAUUGUUGUUGGAGCAGGCUAAUACAGUGGGCAAAUCUUCAUUUCUAUUUGUUGGUCUCAUGGAUUUUGUGUUGUAG